This is a messenger RNA of Pseudogymnoascus destructans, 642 nucleotides long. RefSeq lists its product as uncharacterized. Lineage: Eukaryota; Fungi; Ascomycota; Leotiomycetes; Thelebolales; Thelebolaceae. The transcript has a single exon. The coding region runs from base 1 to 642 and encodes 213 amino acids. The record is from RefSeq and is a predicted model, not a curated record.
AUGAACCACAAUGGCCUAGAUAAUCAUGUUGGACACCACGCAUUGCAGGACUACCAGAUGCAGUUGAUGUUGCUUGAGCAGCAAAACAAAAAAAGAUUAUUGAUGGCACAAGAAGCUUUCAAAGAGCAAGAUACUGCGCCACAGACAAUUCCUUUUGUACUGAAUCAACUCAACAUCGCACAUAUCUCUGUUAAAGAGUUGCUAGCAAAUCUUCCCACUUAUUUUCAAAAUAUCGAAGAUUUCAAGUCGUCCAUUCCCCGAGAUAUCAAGACUCUGCAAGGCUAUGAAGAGAAGCUCGAUAAGAAGGAAGCCGAAAUCAAAGCUUUGGAGAACAGGUACAACGAGCUAAUUCAAAUGACGCCAGAAGCCCAGCAAGGAGAGCUACAGCAGGUCAGGGAUAGGGCCAUGCUCACAAUGCAACAAGAUCGGGAAGGAUUGACGCGAGAUAGAGACAAUACUGUUGAAAAGAUUAAAGAAAAGAAUGGACGGAUUGAAGGGUUGGAGGUGGCGUUGGGGAGGUCCAGGGAGUUGAUGCCAGAGCUGAUUGAAGACCUGAAGAAAUUGGCCCCGAAAUUGCGUGAUGUGCAAAUGGACAAUUCUAAUGAUAGCAUCGGAACAAUUGGAGAUACCCAUGGAGGUUAG